This is a messenger RNA of Merops nubicus (carmine bee-eater), 633 nucleotides long. Its product is annotated as coiled-coil domain-containing protein 132-like. The annotation marks the transcript as partial. The transcript has 7 exons. Gene Ontology annotation, cellular component: EARP complex. Gene Ontology annotation, biological process: endocytic recycling; retrograde transport, endosome to Golgi. NCBI's taxonomy places the organism in Eukaryota, Metazoa, Chordata, Aves, Coraciiformes, Meropidae. The record is from RefSeq and is a predicted model, not a curated record. Gene Ontology annotation, molecular function: SNARE binding.
GAAGAGGACUAUCCAGGAGCUAUUCAGCUGUGCUUGGAAUGCCAGAAAGCUGCCAGCACUUUUAAACACUACAGUUGUAUAAGCGAAUUGAAUUCAAAGCUGCAAGACACCUUAGAGCAAAUUGAGGAACAACUGGACGUAGCGCUCUCUAAAAUAUGCAAGAACUUUGAUGUUGGCCAUUACACGAUUUUUCAGCAGGCUUACAGGCUGCUUGGGAAAACACAGACAGCAAUGGACCAGUUACACAUGCACUUCACUCAAGCCAUUCACAACACUGUGUUUCAAGUAGUUCUUGGAUAUGUGGAGCUGUGUGCAGGAAACACAGACACCAAGUUUCAGAAGUUACAGUACAAAGACCUCUGUACACAUAUUACAUCAGACAGCUACAUUCCAUGCCUUGCUGAUCUCUGCAAAGCCCUCUGGGAAGUCAUGCUCAGUUACUACCGAACGAUGCAGUGGCAUGAGAAUCAUGACCAAGAUGAGGCAGCAGCUGUGUCUUCUGUUUCAGAUGGCAGCAAUGUGAUUGGAACUGAAGAGAACAGUUUUGACCGCAGCUAUGUGAAAAAGAAAUUGGAACAUGGUCUUUCACGAAUAUGGCAGGAUGUUCAACUGAAAGUGAAAACAUAUCUUCUG